AUGUCAGGAGGUAUCAACACAGGCGACAGCAAGCUCGCCUUCGACAGCUCGGAAGAGGUUAAGGUCGCAACCACCUUCGAUGCGAUGGGUCUUAAGGAAGACCUGCUCCGUGGCAUCUACGCAUAUAACUUCGAGAAGCCCUCUGCUAUCCAGCAACGAGCUAUCUUACCCAUCAUUCGUGGCCGCGACGUCAUCGCACAGGCUCAGUCCGGUACCGGUAAAACAGCAACCUUCAGUAUUUCGAUGCUUCAGUCUAUCGAUACCACUUUGCGCGAAACACAAGCACUGGUACUCAGCCCCACCCGCGAGCUGGCGAUCCAGAUCCAGUCCGUCGUCUUGGCGCUCGGUGACUACCUCAAUGUGCAGUGCCAUGCCUGUAUCGGCGGAACGAGCGUGGGAGAGGACAUUCGCAAGCUCGACUAUGGCCAGCACAUCGUCUCCGGUACUCCUGGUCGCGUAUACGACAUGAUUCGCCGCCGUCAUCUUCGCACGAAGAACAUCAAGAUGCUCAUCCUCGACGAGUCCGACGAGCUGCUUAAUAUGGGCUUCAAAGAUCAGAUCUACGACGUCUACCGCUACCUGCCGCCCUCCACCCAAGUUGUCCUUCUCUCAGCCACCCUCCCGCAAGACGUUCUCGAAAUGACUUCCAAGUUCAUGACAGAUCCCAUCCGCAUCCUAGUCAAGCGUGACGAGCUCACUCUCGAAGGCAUCAAGCAAUUCUUUGUCGCAGUCGAAAAGGAAGAAUGGAAGUUUGACACUCUCUGUGAUCUCUACGACACUCUCACCAUCACCCAGGCUGUCAUCUUCUGCAACACGCGAAGGAAAGUCGAUUGGCUCUCUGGCAAGAUGAAGGAAAAUAACUUCCAAGUAUCCAGCAUGCACGGCGAGAUGCAACAGAAGGAGCGAGACGAAGUCAUGGCAGAGUUCCGACAAGGAAGUUCGAGGGUCCUGAUCACAACAGAUGUUUGGGCAAGAGGUAUCGAUAUUGCCAACAUCUCGUUGGUCAUCAACUACGACUUGCCGACAAAUCGAGAGAACUACAUCCACAGAAUUGGUAGGUCGGGAAGGUUCGGCAGGAAAGGUGUGGCCAUCAACUUUGUUACGGUAGAUGACGUUAGGAUUCUGAGAGAUAUCGAGCAAUUCUAUUCGACUCAGAUUGAUGAGAUGCCGGUAAAGUUGGAAGAUGUGCUCUAG
Molecule: messenger RNA, 1194 nt
Organism: Ustilago hordei
Lineage: Eukaryota; Fungi; Basidiomycota; Ustilaginomycetes; Ustilaginales; Ustilaginaceae
Product: putative translation initiation factor eIF-4A
Exons: 1
Coding region: 1-1194 (397 amino acids)
Cellular component (GO): nucleolus; catalytic step 2 spliceosome
Molecular function (GO): RNA helicase activity; ATP binding; mRNA binding
Source: RefSeq, a predicted model, not a curated record